UAUAAAUAGCCGAAUCUUAGAUUUACUUCCAUAUUGUAUAUAUAGUGGUCAGGCUUACUUCGCGUUUAAAGAUACAAAAAUGUCUCCACUAUCGAUAAUCCUGGGGUUGAUUGUUGCUAUGCUGGCAUUGAUAGGAGGCGCACAUGGCAAUAAACACCAUUACAAUCAUCAUGAUCGAAAUCACGAUGUUCAUCAUAAUCAUGGUCAUUAUAACCAUCACCAGCACCAAGACUACCAGCAUCAACAUUACCACGGACAUCAUGGACACAAGCAUGGAUCUCAUUAGAAAUUGAUUUCGAAAAUUUAUUUUAGGACAUUCAUAGUCAUUUCCAGAACGGCAACCUCAGAAACGAAUAAAAAAUAUAAUGAAUCAAAUUCAAUCUCAAAGUGCAAUAAUGUUACUUUCCUUUCCAAAUGAUUUGUACAGUAAAACAAAACUUU
Molecule: messenger RNA, 441 nt
Organism: Hermetia illucens (black soldier fly)
Lineage: Eukaryota; Metazoa; Arthropoda; Insecta; Diptera; Stratiomyidae
Exons: 2
Coding region: 80-286 (68 amino acids)
Source: RefSeq, a predicted model, not a curated record